Messenger RNA from Seminavis robusta, 2418 nucleotides. The record is from the annotation of a GenBank genome assembly. NCBI's taxonomy places the organism in Eukaryota, Bacillariophyta, Bacillariophyceae, Naviculales, Naviculaceae.
AUGGUGUGUUGCUCUACUCCUCAAACGCCUAGUACGGCUCAAACUACCAAUCCUUCUGGUCCAUUAACGGCCCUUGGAGCUGGGAUCUGCUUGCUAUGGAUCGGGUAUGCUACGGCGAUUUUCCCGGGCGGUAGAGCCUGUACUUGGUUUGAGCUCUGUACGGAUGGGUUCUCACCCGAUUGGCUGGCAUCAGAUGCUCAGGAUGUGGUGGGUAGCCACUGGCAGCAUGCGAAAGACCAUGGUUAUUUGAAGGAGGUGUCGACAGCUGUAGUAAAGCACCUGUCCAAUUGGGAUGGCGGAGAUGUCCUCGAGUUGGCAGCCGGUUCUGGCUAUGCACCAGCUGUGUGGCAUGACAUUUUCCAAGAGGCGGAUCUGUGUACACGAACCUUACUCACUGAUAUUCAACCCAAGACAAAGACUUGGGAGGCUCUUCGCAAGGAAAAGAAUGCGCUUCGCACCAUGCACGAGGAUUUCUCCUUUGAAUGUGGUACAUUUAGUUACGUGGCUUCUUCGGUCGAUGCCACAGAAGCUCAAGCUGCUUUGGAAGAUAUCGUUCCCACUUGGGGAUUGGAUGGCAAAGAAAUUCGGAUGAUUCAUUUGUCUCUUCAUCACUUUGAACCAAACCUUGUACAUCAGAUUCUGGAAGAUGCUACCCGCGCCAAUGCUGCAGUUCUCAUUGUCGAUCACAGCCCCAAUGCAGGAGGAGCCCUCUACAAUGGUGCCCUUGGUCUCAAGCAACUCAUCAAACUCAUCCCGGGCAUCUUAAUGAGAAACCCCAUCAAGGUACUGCUCGCGCCUGCCGUCCCUAUCAUCAUUGCUGGUCUCUGGCACGAUGCUACCGUGUCCAUUUUGCGAUCCUAUUCUCAAACCGAGUUGCACCAGAUGAUACGUGCUACCGAAGAAGGCAAGCACUACAACAUCCAAAGUUUUCGCUCGGCAUCGUAUGGUGAAUGGAUUGGAAUCCCUACCUUUUUAAGGUUGCCGUUUAUGGACGAUCACGUCAUGAAUUUUGUCUUUGCUACCCCCACUGGCGAAAAAUCCUACAAGAAACACCAUGUCAACUCACCGGCAGAGUCCAAUGGCACCGUCGAACCAUCCAGAGUCUACGGCACUCCCAUUAUCACAGAGUCACCACCCGUGUCGGCCAGCAUGCAGAUGGCCCUGCUCUUGUUGGUUGGUAUCGUCUCCUACAAGACUCUGAUUGAUGACAAGGCUCCAAAGAAGAAACGAAAGCUUGUGCCAGCGCUCGGGGAUAGUGGAUUGAUUGGCAAGCCUGCCAUUCUGGCCGUUGGCACUUCCAACCCUCCUCAUGAGUGGACCAUCGAGCACGUGGAAGCAGCAUUGCAGUGGUUCCAGGAAAACAACUCUGACAUUGUCAAUGACGACUUUAUCCCCUUUAUGAGGCGCGUUCACAAGACCAGUGGAGUCGAUACGCGAAAAUUCGGAGACCCUCCACCGUCGCUGGAAGCACUCGCCCGAGGAGAAAUGCCCACGGGCAUGUACGCUCGAAAGGGAAGCCCUGGGGUCGAUGAACGUCGUGAUUAUUGGGCGAAAUGGGCCCCCAAAAUGGCCAUUGAGGCUUCCACAAAGGCGAUUGCCAAUUGGGGAGGCAGGAAAGAAGACAUCACUCAUGUCAUCUUUCACUCCUGCACUGGCUUCAAGGCUCCUGGUGUGGAGCUGGAUGUUGUGGACGCUCUGAAACUUACGGGUGUCCGACGACGACUUGGUAUCAACUACAUGGGCUGCUUUGGUGGAUUCACAGGAAUGUCCGUCGCAAAGGCUUUCUGCGAAGCGGAUCCUACCGCCACGGUGCUUGUUGUCUGCGCCGAAACAUGCUAUGCCCACAUCUCCCUUAGCGACAACCGCUCAAAGUCAAUCGGCAACUGUUUCUUUGCCGAUGGUGGAGCUGCUGCCAUUAUUGGUGCUGGUAGACCAGGAGACUGGGCGAUCACCGAUCAACAAACAAAGACACUUGGCACGGAAACACGAGAGCUGAUGACAUGGCGCCCCAGUAGCUUCAACUAUGACAUGUACCUCGACAAAGGCAUCGGCUUGAAAUUCGGCAUGCAUCUCUACUGGAAUAUGAAGUCGUACCUAAGAAGCGUCUGUUCAGAGUCGGCAACCGAGAUCGAGUGGUGUGUACACCCAGGUGGCAAGGGUAUCCUGGACUUUUUCUGUUCGGAUAAACUGGGCCUGGGGAUAACCAAGGAGACGCUCGGACGCUCCUACGACGUUCUAAAACGACACGGUAAUAUGUCGAGUGGGACUAUAUUCUUUGUGCUAGAAGAUCUGAUGAAAGAAGCCCGGGAACACCCAACUGAGAUCAAACCGACAGCAGUCUGUUUCGGGUUUGGGCCGGGGCUCACCUUGGAAAUUGCCGAACUGCGUCGAAUUGGCUCAGACUCAAGUCAUUCAUAA